Messenger RNA from Lolium rigidum, 2651 nucleotides. RefSeq lists its product as uncharacterized. The coding region runs from base 19 to 2085 and encodes 688 amino acids. The transcript is spliced from 6 exons. Gene Ontology annotation, molecular function: protein binding. The record is from RefSeq and is a predicted model, not a curated record. Lineage: Eukaryota; Viridiplantae; Streptophyta; Magnoliopsida; Poales; Poaceae.
ACCUGGGCUCCACCGGCCAUGCCGCCGCCGCCGCCGCUGCCGGACGAGCUCCUCGAGGAGAUCCUCCUCCGCCUCCCGCCAGAAGAUCCCGGCUGCCUCUUCCGCGCCUCUCUCGUCUGCAAGCCCUGGCGCAGCCGCCUCACCGGCUCCGCCUUCCCCCGCCUCUACCGCGAGUUCCACCGGACGCCUCCCUUGCUGGGAUUCUUCGAGAACGACGAUACGGUAUUCUGCUGGUUCACUCCCUUGUCCCCCACCUCCCCCUUCCUCCCCGUUCACCCCGACCACCGCAAUCUCUUCGUUCUCGACUCUCGCCACGGCCGUGUCCUCUUGAAUUCUGUCGGCCCGGACGGCGAACCCCUGGACCUCAUUGUGUGGGACCCCGUUGGCCGCCGCAAGUGGGAAUUGCCCUACCCGGCGUUCGCGGACUGGGUAACCGUCCCAGACAAUGCGGCGGUGCUCUGCGCCGUCGAUGGCUGCGACCACCUUGACUGCCAUGGAGGCCCCUUCCUCGUGGUCUACGUGGGCACUGAUGAAGACGGGGUCGCGCACGCUUGCGUCUACUCUUCAGAUUCUUGUGCCUGGAGCCCAGUGACAUCUUGUGAGCACCCUGAAUCCUUCCUCGAAGUCAUUAUCUGCUGGCCCAAAGCUCAUGUGGGAAAUGCUGUCUAUUUCCCGUGCACUUCAAGCACGAUUAUCCUGCGGUAUGACUUGUCCACCCAGGAACUAUCAAUGAUUACCUGGCCGGCCAUGUACAAGUGGCAGAACGCCAAUCAUAUCCUUAUGAGGACGGAAGACGGUGUGCUGGGAUGUGCCAGUUUACACGAGUCCAGGCUCGAACUAUGGUCGAUGGAGUCUCACACAGAUGGAACUGUGAAGUGGGUGCUAAGCAGAGUUGUGGAGCUCGAGAACUGGCUACCAUCUCGCCCCACUCAUGUCACUAGGUUCGUGGAUGGAGUUGGUAUAUGUUUUGUGCGGACAAAUCUUGGUAUCUUCUCAGUUGAGCUUAAGUCAGGCCGAGUUAAGAAGAUAUCCAACAGCAUGGUCCAAGUCAUUCCCUACAUGAGUUUCUACACUCCAGAUCAAUCUGGGGGUAUAAAGCCUCCAUCUACCCUGGCCUCCUCCUCAGAGAUCGUUGAGACGACCGGAGGUGAGCAACAUGAUUUGCUGCUGCAGCACUCAAGUGGGGAGGUGGGAGAUGUGAAGGAGAAAUGGGUAGACAAGGGAGAAAAGGAUUGCGAAUGGAAGGAGGGCGGGUGGCAUGAGGAGGGCUCGGUGGAGGAUUGGGAAUGGAAGGGUGAGAAAGAUGCGCAAGAGCUGUUUGAGAAGGGGUCCAAGGCCAUCGAGGAGGGGCAUUUUGUCGACGCCAAGGAUUUUUUGCAUCGUGCCCUCAAGAGCUGGGUGCUCUAUUGUGGGAGACUUUCUCCAAUGUGUGUUAGCGCAUAUUACAAAUAUGGAAUUGCUUUGCUGCGCAAAUCUCAAGCGAAGAUUGCACCACAUCAUCAACACGUAGUUGAGAGUUCAGCCAUCAGGGAUAAUACUGGAAGCUCAAAGGCCUCUGGUAGCAAUGUUAGGGAAGGUGAUACUGGAAAAGAUUUGGAUCUGGCCUGGAAAAUGUUAAAUAUUGCGAGGGCAAUUCUUGAGAAGAGUCCUUGCAUUCCUAUGGAGAAAGUUCUAACCUUUUGUGCUCUUGCUGAAGUCUCUAUGGAAAGAGAAGACAUAGACUACUCACUCCGUGCUUGCUUCAAAGCUUUAGCCAUCUUGGAGCAUUUGGUUGAGCCUGACCAUUGUCGAAUUGUCUUACUAAACCUCCAGAUAUUUCUGGCUCUGAAGUCGGCAUCCAAGAUUCGGGAUGCGCUCCCAUACGCUCGAAAGGUGUCUUUAUUGUACAAGUCACGUAUGCAGAAACUUAUAAGAGCCAACAAAGCUUUGAUGGCUGUUACAGGCGAUAAUGCAUCAGCUGCAGAAUUUGGUUCAGAAAUGUCCUUGUUGGACAACGAGAUUGAGGUCUUUUGUAGCAUAUCCACUGUACUAGAGGAGAAGGUUAGUAAGUCAGUCUUUCACCUGAUGAACCUACUAGAACAGUAGUAGUGUAUGAAGAACUGAAGACAAAAACAAUUCUCAUUGUUUUGGAGUCAGCUUGAAGAGCUGGUACAAGAAACAUUAGACCCAACCUGAAAGCCAAGUGGUGCGCAUAACCGUGUCAUUGCUGUGUCCAGAGCUACAUCUUUGACUUGAAAAAUUGAUGGACCAAGUAAUUCUAUGUCUACAACCGCUACAAUCGAGACUCCUGGUAGUUCUUGAACCGAUCUUGAGACUGCAGGCCAAGGCAUCAGACAAUCUAAUGUCAAGAAGAUCUCUGCUGAACCUUCUCUCAAGAAACCUAUGGAAGAUUCUUCACCUGUAAAAGGUGAUAGCAGAAACAAGUCAGACGUUUAUCCUGCAGCAUGGGAGGGCGAGUCUCUAUCAGAGUAGAGUACAGCUUUGCUAGCCUUAUUUGUCGUCAGUAACUUAUGCCUGGAAGUGGAACCUUUUAGCUGGCUAUAUUUUCCCUUUUUUGUAGGAGCUAUAUGGUCCCAUUUACUUGGAUGUAAAUUGCCAACUGUCGUUUUGGUCAGAGCUGCAUAAUAGAGAAGAAUCUCUUCAUUUUGGCA